AGGCACAGAAGCCUUGAGAGCGGCGGCGAGCCGUGGUCACUCUGCGCCGCGGCCCCUUGUGGGAAACGGAGUUCCGGCGCGCGCCUCCCUUUCCCUUGCCGCGGUGCUUUGUGGGGCGGGUAGUUCCGGUUCCUGUGGCGCUGGUGGAGGAGCGGUCUACACCCGCAGCAGCAGCAGCAGCACCGCGGCCGGAGGAGCCGCCGUUGCCUCGCUGUGGGACUGGGAGCCGGGAGGCCUUGUGGGAUCUGUAGUUCCGGCUGGCUCGGGCCCUCCGGGGGAGGCCGCAGCCGCGCCGACCAUGCCCGGGUUCACGUGCUGCGUCCCCGGCUGUUACAACAACUCGCACCGGGACAAGGCGCUUCACUUCUACACCUUCCCGAAGGAUGCGGAGCUCCGCCGCCUCUGGCUGAAGAACGUGUCGCGGGCCGGCGUCAGCGGCUGCUUCAGCACCUUCCAGCCCACCACGGGGCACCGCGUCUGCUCCGAGCACUUCACCGGCGGGCGCAAGUCCUACCUGGUGCGCGUGCCCACCAUCUUCCCCCUGCGCGGAGUCAACGAGCGGAAGGGGAACCGCGGAGCCCGCCGCGCCCGCCACGCCCCCACCCUGGUCCCGCAGCCCGCGGCCGUAGCCGCGGCCCAGUCCGCGGUCCUCUUGGCUUUGCAAGAGGGAGCAGCCGGCGCCGAUCCUGGGCAGGGGGCCCCGCGAGGGAUCUCUGCGGAGGAUGUCAAGCCCAUCGACCUGACGGUGCAGGUGGAGCUGGGGGGCCCCGGCGGGGCCUUGGUGGGGGCCCCUGUCCGGCUGGCCUUCCUGGCCGAGAACGGGCCCCUGCUGGACAGCCCGCCAGACCACUCUUACUCGCUGUCCUCGGGCACCACCUCGGAGGAGCUGCUGCGCAAGCUCAACGAGCAGCGGGACAUCAUUGCCCUGUUGGAGGUGAAGAUGAAGGAGAUGAAGGGCAGCAUCCGCCGCCUGCGCCUGGCCGAAGCCCAGCUCCGCGAGGAAAUCCGAGAGAAGGACCGGCUGCUGCAUGCCGCCAGCGCGGCAGGUGGGGCUCGCAAGCGCCACGGCCUCUGAGAUGUGCCCGCCGCGUAAUCUGGAGUCCUGCUCUUGGAGUCGGGUGUCUCUGCGGGGCAGGGGACGGACACAAGUGUACACAGCCAAUUCCAGAUGAGCGCGACGAUGGCAUCAAAUGCCCAAGGCGGGCAACGCGGGGGGCAGAAGCUGUUGAAAGGACCAGUGGUGCUCCACAGCCUGGUUUGGGAUUGCUGCCCGAGCUAUGGCUCUGGCCGCUUCCAAUUUGGGCCUACACUGUGACAGGCAGGGGGCCAGUUCUAGACCGCUUGCUGACAUAAUUUCUCUCUUCCGUCAGGAAGCCCAGGCUGGCGUGUGGCACACUUAACUGGACUUACACACUCACCUUUUACGUGUACCCCUGUGGGAGCUACCCACCAGAAUGUGGCUCUGACAGUCUUUGGAAAACAAAACUGGGUACAGACUGGAUUAUUGGCUGCCAGCUGAAACUGUAGCCCUUGCACCCACAUACUGUUCAAAACACUGGCGGCAGACAGCAGCUGAUAUGGUACUCCAAUGCGGCUGAUUCUGUUGUUAAUUGGUCCAUUUUUAGCAACCCUAGGAAACGCCUCUGAUAAAGCUGGGCAGCUACAAUGAGUGGGCUUAGCACCAUGAACUCCUGCCUCCAGGAAUCAAAUUAAACUUAAUACAAAGCAAACUUGGGGGAGUGGAAAUUGUUGUUCAAAUUGUUGUUCUUUGAGGCAAACACACAUGAAGUAUCAAGCAUUGACUCUAGAGUAACCUAACAAGUCAUAAUGGUAUUUAUGGCCUUGUACCUGGACUGUUCUGCAGUUAAGGUUAUAUGGAUCAACACCUUAGAAACCAUGGUCACCCAUACAUUUUGCUUGUCCCCUUUUAUGAAAGACGAGAGGGGGCAAAAUAGAACAUUGUAGCAGAUUUUUUCCCCCUUGCAGAAGUUUGCCAUUUUUGGUGUCAAAUUUCAUUCUUCACCAUUAAAGAAUGUCUAGUCUGCAUUCUUGCAUUACAGAUGUCAUUUGCUGUUCUGCCUUUGUUUCUCUAUUGGUAGGGAUUAUUGUGGCCGUGCUAUAAUUGGAUAGCUCCAUGCUUUUCAUGGCAUUCAACAACUGCUUCAUUUCACUGCUGCAGUUAUUGGAUUUCCUUUGCCAUAACCAAUGCUGUGUGGUAUAUUUAAUUUUUUCCUUCUAAGUGCUCUGAGAUGUAGUCUGGCUAACAUCACAAGAAGUUCAUUUUCCAGAAGCCCUGUAAAUCUUCCCUGUACCCAAAUCGGUUAGCAUAGCUAGCAAUCUGUUUGGAGGUUGGAAAACUUUGAAUGCACAAGUGUGGACUGAUGAGUGAGUUUGCAAGAAACCCUUGCACUCUUCUGAUUUUGAAUAGUAAUGCUUGGCUUGCAUUCCAAUGGACACUUGAAUAUUAUUCUUAUUAAAGAUGGGAGGGGAUUAAAAAGAAGGCCGGCCUACAACCUGGUUCACUAAUGAAUUGAAUGAGCCUCCUCUAGCUGUGUGCAGAACCAAAUACAGUAGGUGCUUCUGUUGAAUGGGUUCAGUGUAUUUUUUGAUGAUACGCUUUGGACAAGAUUUCUCCACUGUGUGUUCCAUACAGCUGUGCAGAGGAUAGCUGACAAUGGUGGAAAAAAUAAUAAUAAUGAAUAAGAGUUCUUGGCUUUCUCAGACCCUUCUAUUCUUAAAUAACACUGCAUCUGCAAAAGCGUGGAUUGGCUCACAUGGUUUGGUGGACUUCAUGCAUUUCUAAAUGUAAAAACCAUUUUUGUUGGAACUACUGUGACUUGCUGAGAUGGGUUACUGUCAGAAUGGCCACUAGUUGUUGUUUUUUUAACCUUUUUUUGUUAAGGUAUUUUUAUAUUUUAUAUGUAACAAUUUCAAACUACUACAAGGAUAUAUUACGUAUAUAUGUGGCGCAUACCAGCAACAACAAAAGUGAGGAGGAGCAGACUAUUUAAUGAAAACAAUUCAAAAGUUUGAAAAUACACAAUACAAGAACAUUUCUUACAUGUCCUUUGUUCUUCUUUUAUUAUAUAUAUAUAGGUCAUAAGACCUGUCCAGUUCUUUUCUUUUCUGGAGCAUGUUUGAUUGACAGCAGUUUGUCAGAUACAGCAACAGAAUAUAAGCCCUAAUCUUUUGUUGACUCAAGGAUGCUCUGCUAUAGCCCUUGAGGAAUUGGUCUGUUGUUUGAACAAGGUAGUGGACUGUAUCCAGCUAAGUGACUAGAAGAUUCUGCAACAUCAUUAAACUUGUACCAUUAUUUUUGGAUUUAAUUGCUAAUUUCCUCCAAGUGUAGUAGAUUGUUAAGGCAGCUCCAUGCUGCUAAGGAGGUGGGGAAAGGAAUUUCAGAUACAUUUGCUGUGUUUCUCAUUUAGGUCAGGUUUGGUCAUUCAUCUUUCAUUUUGCUCUCUGUACAUCUGUUGAGACGUCAGGCAGCACACUGGUUUUCUCUCCUUGUAAAUAAGACUGCAUUCUAGCUGGCUGAGAGUGUUUCAAAAGUGUGUGUUGUGGCAGUCGUGGUACUUUUCUACCAUCAUUAUGCACUAAAAUAUGUUCAGUUGAUUGGAUUGCUGGACUAGUUAUCUGUUGGACUGUUCUUCUUUCCUGGUUAUCCUGAGGUGCUAACAAACAUGCUUAAUUUGAAUAAAGUCUAUUUUGUUUUGUUA
Hemicordylus capensis (graceful crag lizard) is the source of this 3719-nucleotide messenger RNA. RefSeq names its product THAP domain containing 11 (gene THAP11). Bases 299 to 1075 code for a protein of 258 amino acids. The record is from RefSeq and is a predicted model, not a curated record. Gene Ontology annotation, molecular function: RNA polymerase II cis-regulatory region sequence-specific DNA binding. Gene Ontology annotation, cellular component: nucleoplasm. The transcript has a single exon. NCBI's taxonomy places the organism in Eukaryota, Metazoa, Chordata, Lepidosauria, Squamata, Cordylidae. Gene Ontology annotation, biological process: regulation of transcription by RNA polymerase II.